CCACUCCGCACUUAGCGCAAGCGGCAGUUGUACGACAACCAGUGGCGAAACAGCAUCUUCAACAACAAUAGGCGCAGCAUCAGUCACGUACAAGCAAAGCGAUAAGAAUGUGGGCACAUCUUGAGUUUCAGCGUGGACGUCAGCGCGGUGGGGUUUUCUUAUCAGCGCUGCUGCUGCUGCUGCUGCUUUUGAUGACACUGAGUGAUGCAACGCCACGACCGUCACCGGGUGGACAGCCAACCAGUUUCGAACAGCUGUUCUCAAUGGAUCCAAAUAAUGCGACUUUUACACCACUCUGCGAUGAUGCGCUACUGGGGAAUGUGGCGAAACAAGUAACACAGCUCAAGGUUUCAAGUGAGAACGUCUACCUCCUGUUGGACACAUAUAAUUUGAGAUUGGAUCACAUAAAAAAGCUAUUAGAUGAACGUUUACCGGAGGUCAAAUCGACGCCGCAGUGGAUUGAUGUGCGCGUGCAAGGCGAGGGAGGCGCAUCCACUCCGCCCACACAAUCCUCCUCUGCUGGCGGCAUACAUUUUCCGGGCGUAAUUUCGCAAUCAUCGGCGACUGGUGCCAACCUACCCGCGUGCAGUCCACAAACUUCUGCAACCGCUGGUAACUUACCUGCAUUCACCUCGGCAUCGUCUGCAGCUGGCGGCAACUUGCCAGCUUCUAGCUCUGAUUCGCAAUCCUCUGCAGGUGGUUCAAACCUCUUACCCACCAUUGCUGAAUCAUCGUCCGCUGGCGGUUCAAAUCAAUUGCCAGCGAACAGCAACGCCAUACCUCCACCCAGCACGCAAACCCCCUUGGUGCCUAGUUUAUAUGCGCCACCGUGCCCAUACUCCAGCCCAGCACUACCGUCGACUUGCGCAGAAGCGGUUGAAAGUGCGGGCGUUAAUGCCAAGAGCGGCAUCUAUCAACUUUAUCUGCCAGAUUCGGGACUGAAACCAUUCUACGCCUACUGCCAGCUGGAUGCGAAUGGUGGUCCCGCUUGGAUUGUGGUGCAGCGUCGCCAGGACGGUUCCAUUACCUUCAAUCGCGAGUGGCAUGAAUAUCAGGCAGGAUUUGGUAACUGGAAUGGUGAAUUUUUCAUCGGCUUGGAACGUUUGCAUGGACUGACGCAUGCGCGCCUCAACGAACUCUGGGUGCAGAUGGAGGACUUCGAGAAUGUGACGCGUUAUGCACGCUAUGAAAAUUUCGCAAUCGGUGAUGAGCACGAAGCGUAUGCAUUGAACGUGCUAGGCAAAUUCGAAGGUAACGCCGGUGAUUCAUUGCGUUCGAGUCAGGGCCAAAAAUUUAGCACCAAAGAUGCGGAUCACGAUAUGUGGGAUCGUAAUUGUGCUGUGGAGUAUACAGGCGCAUGGUGGUACAAGGCAUGCCAUGAUAGCAACUUGAAUGGUCAAUACUUACGUGGCAAAUACAGUAAGGACAAAUAUGGCAAGGGCAUUGAUUGGACUCACUGGCAUGGCCAUGAAUACUCGCUAAAAUAUGUCCAUAUGGCUAUUAGGCCAAUACAAUUAUAAAUCAGAAGUCUGACGAAAGAAUCGAAUUGACAGCGUAAUUACUCGAAAUACAUAACUACAUACUACGUAUUCAUGCAUUACACAAAUACUCGUCCAUUUUCUUUUUUAAUUUUUCACAAUGAAAGACUUAUACGUAAAAUUAUCAAUAAAAAACAAACAAGUAAUGUUA
Molecule: messenger RNA, 1689 nt
Organism: Rhagoletis pomonella (apple maggot)
Lineage: Eukaryota; Metazoa; Arthropoda; Insecta; Diptera; Tephritidae
Product: ficolin-2-like
Exons: 4
Coding region: 108-1520 (470 amino acids)
Source: RefSeq, a predicted model, not a curated record